Molecule: messenger RNA, 1146 nt
Organism: Arvicola amphibius (Eurasian water vole)
Lineage: Eukaryota; Metazoa; Chordata; Mammalia; Rodentia; Cricetidae
Product: beta-1,3-galactosyltransferase 5
Exons: 1
Coding region: 7-933 (308 amino acids)
Cellular component (GO): membrane
Molecular function (GO): N-acetyl-beta-D-glucosaminide beta-(1,3)-galactosyltransferase activity
Source: RefSeq, a predicted model, not a curated record
UUUCAGAUGGCCUUCAUGAAGAUGAGGCUGGUUUAUGCUUUCAUUCUGAUGACGGGAGUUCUUUGCUUGUACUUCAGCAUGGAGCCUUUCAAGACACUGCCCUUUGUUCUCAAGAAAGGUCACGGGAAGUUCCUUCAGCUUCCAGAUAUAGACUGCAAGCAGAAGCCACCUUUCCUUGUGCUGCUGGUGACUUCAUCCCACAAGCAGCUGGUGGCUCGGAUGGCCAUCCGCAAGACAUGGGGGAGGGAAACAGAGGUGCGGGGACAGCGUGUGAAGACCCUUUUCCUCCUGGGGGCCUCAGACAGCACCGAUGAGAUGAAUGCCACAGCCCAGGAGGGCAAGCAGCACCGUGACAUCAUCCAGAAGGAUUUCAAGGACGUCUAUUUCAACUUAACCCUGAAGACCAUGAUGGGCAUGGAAUGGGUCCACCACUUUUGUCCUCAGGCAGCUUUUGUGAUGAAGACAGACUCAGACAUGUUUGUGAAUGUUGGCUAUCUCACUGAACUGCUUAUAAAGAAAAACAAAACCUCCAGGUUCUUUACAGGUUACAUAAAGUCCAAUGAUCUUCCCAUCAGGCAGAAGUUCAACAAGUGGUUUGUGAGUAAAUUUGAAUAUCCCUGGGAAAAAUACCCACCAUUUUGCUCUGGGACAGGUUAUGUCUUUUCUAGUGAUGUGGCCAGCAAAGUAUACAAUGUCUCUGAGAGUGUUCCAUUCCUCAAGCUGGAGGAUGUGUUUGUUGGGCUCUGCCUGGCCAAGCUGAAGAUCCGGCCUGAGGAACUCCACACCAAACAGACCUUUUUCCCAGGUGGCUUACGCUUCUCUGUGUGUCGCUUUCAGAAAAUUGUGACCUGCCACUUCAUGACACCCCAGGACUUACUCACUUACUGGCAGGCACUGGAGAACUCUCAGGAACAGGAUUGCUCUGCUGUCUGAGGGGAGCCUAUGGCGCAAACUUCCAAUAAGCUUUGGUGAUACUUUGGGAAGGUCUGGGAUGGUCUUGUUGGGAACUGUCAGGGGAAGAGAGAGAGGAGAGGAAGGCAAAGAGUGCUAUUCUCAACGUCCUGCUUACACUAGAGUGGAUGUACACACACAUACACACACAGGUCAAGACUCGUUCCCACUUGGCACCCAGAGCAAUAAGAGAUC